CCGCAGGGUUGGAUCGCUCGGGGCUUGCGCUGGAGCUGAGCACGGCAGAGGCCAGUCCCAGGUCUCCAGGCAUCAGGGUUACAGCCCGAGUCUCAAGGCGGGCGGCGGGGGACAGUGGGCGGCCAGACAGAGUGGCUUGCUGCCUGCUGCUUGGUUUGCUGUGUUCUGUGUCACCGAUGGCUGCUAGUUUCCCUCAGGAAAUCUUGGUGGCUGAGCAAAUUUGUGACCCAGGAAGUGUCAGCUAAGUGCCUGGGAUGCUGACUAAAGGCUGCUGUUUGCUCUGAGGUUCUUAAGCAGCCCCUCCCACCAUGGACCCUGACCCCCAGGCGGGUGUGCAGGUGGGCAUGCGAGUGGUGCGUGGAGUGGACUGGAAGUGGGGCCAGCAGGAUGGCGGCGAGGGCGGCGUGGGCACAGUGGUGGAGCUCGGCCGCCAUGGCAGCCCCUCGACCCCAGACCGCACAGUUGUCGUGCAGUGGGACCAGGGCACGCGCACCAACUACCGCGCCGGCUACCAGGGUGCCCACGACCUGCUGCUCUACGACAACGCGCAGAUUGGCGUCCGCCACCCCAACAUCAUCUGCGACUGCUGCAAGAAGCACGGGCUUCGGGGCAUGCGCUGGAAGUGCCGCGUCUGCUUCGACUACGACCUCUGCACGCAGUGCUACAUGCACAACAAGCACGACCUGGCCCACGCCUUUGAGCGCUACGAGACUGCCCACUCGCGCCCUGUCACCCUGAGUCCCCGCCAGGGUCUCCCUAGGAUCCCACUAAGGGGCAUCUUCCAGGGUGCAAAGGUGGUGCGAGGCCCCGACUGGGAGUGGGGCUCACAGGAUGGAGGAGAAGGGAAGCAAGGUCGCGUGGUGGACAUCCGUGGCUGGGAUGUGGAGACGGGCCGGAGCGUGGCCAGCGUGACGUGGGCAGAUGGAACUACCAAUGUGUACCGUGUGGGCCACAAGGGCAAGGUGGACCUCAAGUGUGUAGGCGAGGCAGCUGGUGGCUUCUACUACAAGGAGCACCUCCCCAGGCUGGGCAAGCCAGCAGAGCUGCAGCGCAGGGUGAGUGCCGACGGCCAGCCCUUCCAGCGUGGGGACAAGGUCAAGUGUCUGUUGGACAUAGACGUCCUGAGGGACAUGGAGGAAGGCCAUGGCGGCUGGAACCCCAGGAUGGCAGAGUUUAUCGGACAGACGGGCACCGUGCACCGUAUCACCGACCGUGGGGACGUGCGUGUGCAGUUCAACCACGAGACCCGCUGGACCUUCCACCCGGGGGCUCUCACCAAGCACAACUCCUUCUGGGUGGGCGACGUGGUCCGUGUCAUCGAUGACCUCGACGCUGUGAAGCGACUGCAGGCUGGGCACGGCGAGUGGACAGACGACAUGGCCCCCGCCCUGGGCAGAGUCGGGAAAGUGGUAAAGGUGUUUGGAGAUGGGAACCUGCGUGUGGCAGUCGGUGGGCAGCGGUGGACCUUCAGUCCUUCCUGCCUGGUGGCCUACCGGCCAGAGGAGGACACGAAUCUGGACGUGGCUGAGCGUGCCCGGGAGAACAAAAGUUCACUGAGUGUGGCCCUGGACAAGCUGCGGGCUCAAAAGAGUGACCCUGAGCACCCAGGGAGGCUGGUGGUGGAGGCGGCGCUGGGCAAUGUGGCCCGGGCUCUGGACCUGCUGCGGAGGCACCCAGAACAGGUGGACACCAAGAACCAGGGUAGGACUGCCCUGCAGGUGGCUGCGUACCUGGGCCAGGUGGAGCUAGUGCGACUGCUGUUGCAAGCACGGGCAGGCGUGGACCUGCCGGACGAUGAGGGCCACACUGCACUGCACUACGCAGCCCUGGGGAACCAACCUGAGGCUGCCCGGAUGCUCCUGAGCGCAGGCUGCGGUGCAGAUGCCCUCGAUGGCACGCGGAGCACAGCGCUGCACUUGGCUGUGCAGAGGGGCUUCCUGGAGGUGGUGGUGAGCCUGUGUGAGCGUGGCUGUGACGUCAACCUUCCUGAUGGCCAUGCCAACACGCCCCUGCACUCCGCCAUCUCUGCGGGGGCCGGCGCCAAUGGCAUCGUCGAGGUCCUCACCGAGGUUCCCAGCAUCAACGUGGCUGCUGCCGACAGCCAGGGCUUCACACUCCUGCACCAUGCAUCCCUGAAGGGCCACGCACUAGCUGUCAGGAGGAUUCUGGCGCGGGCCCGGCAGCUGGUGGACGCCAAGAAGGAGGAUGGCUUCACUGCACUGCACCUGGCUGCCCUCAACAACCACCGAGAGGUGGCUCAGAUCCUCAUCCAGGAAGGCUGUGAUGUGAACGUGCGCAACCGGAAGCUGCAGUCCCCGCUGCAUCUGGCCGUGCAGCAAGCCCACGUGGGGCUGGUGCCUCUGCUGGUGGACGCUGGUUGCAGCAUUGACACCGAGGAUGAGGAGGGGGACACAGCUCUGCAUGUGGCAUUGCAGCGCCAUCAGCUGCUACCCCUGGUGGCUGACAGGGCUGGGGGGGACCCAGGGCCCUUGCAGCUGCUGUCCAGGCUACAGGCCUCGGGCCUUCCAGGCAGUUCGGAACUGACGGUGGGUGCUGCCGUGGCAUGUUUUCUGGCACUGGAGGGUGCUGAUGUGACUUACUCCAACCAUCGUGGCCGGAGCCCUCUGGACCUGGCCACAGAGAGCCGCGUGCUCAAAGCUCUGCAGGGCUGCGCCCAGCGCUUCCGGGAGCGACAGGCCAGCGGCGGUGGAGGCGCGGCCUCGGGCCCGAGGCACGUGCUCAGCACUCCCAACACCGUGACGAACCUGCACGUGGCCGCCGCGACGGGGCCCGAGGCUGCUGAGUGCCUGGUGUGCUCCGAGUUGGCGCUACUGGUUCUCUUCUCUCCGUGCCAGCAUCGCACUGUGUGCGAGGAGUGCGCGCGCCGGAUGAAGAAGUGCAUCAGGUGCCAGGUGGUCAUCAACAAGAAGCUGCGUCCAGACGGCUCCGAGGUGGCAAGUGCCACCCCGGCGCCUGGUCCGCCGCGGCAGCUGGUGGAGGAGCUUCAGAGCCGCUACCGGCAGAUGGAGGAGCGCAUCACCUGCCCGAUCUGCAUCGACAGCCACAUCCGCCUGGUGUUCCAGUGCGGCCACGGCGCGUGCGCGCCCUGCGGCGCCGCGCUCAGCGCCUGCCCCAUCUGCCGCCAGCCCAUCCGCGACCGCAUCCAGAUCUUCGUGUGAACGCGCAGCCCUCCGGGACUGCCUCGCGCCCCUGUAUUUUAUAAAAAGAUUCUCGGAC
Sciurus carolinensis (gray squirrel) is the source of this 3237-nucleotide messenger RNA. RefSeq names its product MIB E3 ubiquitin protein ligase 2 (gene Mib2). Gene Ontology annotation, molecular function: ubiquitin-protein transferase activity; zinc ion binding; protein binding. Gene Ontology annotation, biological process: protein ubiquitination. The coding region runs from base 309 to 3179 and encodes 956 amino acids. NCBI's taxonomy places the organism in Eukaryota, Metazoa, Chordata, Mammalia, Rodentia, Sciuridae. The record is from RefSeq and is a predicted model, not a curated record. Gene Ontology annotation, cellular component: cytoplasm. The transcript has 20 exons.